Stegodyphus dumicola is the source of this 6935-nucleotide messenger RNA. RefSeq lists its product as uncharacterized. The record is from RefSeq and is a predicted model, not a curated record. Lineage: Eukaryota; Metazoa; Arthropoda; Arachnida; Araneae; Eresidae.
ACAGUAUCUUCCAUUUUUAAUUUCAGGGCGACCUCAAUAAUGUGGAGAAGAAAGCUAUAUUUUUAACAGUACACGACAUAGGAAGCAAUCAUUCCACAUUCCAAGAUUUUGUGGAGCAUCCUUGUAUGUCCGAAAUCAAACCUCGAUCAGUGUUCAUCCAUGUUGAUGUGCCUGGACAAGAUGAUCAUGCAGAUGACCUCCCUUCUGACUUUCAGUUUCCAACAAUUCAACAGCUGGGAGAAGAUCUUGUCUGCAUUUUAGAUCAUUUGAAGGUGAAACUAGUGGUUGGUUUUGGAGAGGGUGCUGGAGCAAACAUUUUAGUUAGAUUUGCUUUAGCACAUCCAUCAAGAGUUCUGGGGUUAGUUCUUAUCCACUGUGUGUCCACUGGUGUGGGUGUUAUGGAAUAUUUUAAAGAUAAGUUCAUGAAUUGGAAACUUUCCAAUGUUGGAAUGAAUCCUUCUACAGAACAGUAUCUAGUGCUUCACAAAUUUGGAGCGCAACUGGAGAAUGUUGAGAAUAAGGAAACACUUAUUCAGGAUUACACAGAAAAACUGAAAAAUAAGAUAAAUCCUAGGAACUUACGUCGUUAUGUUGAAUCUUACAUGAAUCGUAAAGAUGUUACAAGUGCCAUAGAAAAUAAUCUUAAAUCAAUGGAUGUGCUCCUUAUUAGUGGUGGGAGAGCUGCACAUCUUCAGGCCGUCCAAAACCUUUAUGGUCGUAUGGAUAAGCAGAAGACUUCAUUCCUAAAACUUGACAGUGUAGGAGAUGUUUUUGCACAAGCACCGGAAAAAUUAUCCCAAAGCUUACUUUUGUUUGUCAAAGGACUUGGAUAUUUGACUUCUGUGACAAUGCCUGGAGUGGAGCGACAGAGAACUUUUUCAGGAGGCGACCCGAAAUCCCUAGGAGCCAUUGGGCGGCGGCGCACCCUUUCCAUGGAGGAGUACGACAUGCCGCGGCCGAGACGCCUCUCCCUCACUAUUCCCCAGAAGUGAAGUUCUCUCGAGCACCACUUGGUGGAUAUCGCAGUCUCUCUUCUUGCAUUAGGCUGCGUUAACUUUUUAUGUACAUGAUGCAAUGUUUCUUGGGGAAGCUUUUUGAAUAAGUAGGCAGCGAUGUGUUCAAAAAUUUUAAAUAAAAAUAUCCCACAAAAAAAGUGACAUUUCAUUUGGACUCACUGUCUGCCAAUUGAUUGUUAAGCUAAAAACUUAUUGUAUUAGUAAGUUUUGGGAUCUGAUGAAUCUGGAUUAUAUUCUGUAUAUAUAUACAUACAUGUAAGAGUAAUGGAAGAGGCUGAAACAUAUGUAUGCAUGCCACCAAAGGAAUUAGCUUUAGAAUAUUUCCUUUUUGCAAUGGGUGGUUUACAAGAAGUGAAAUUAUUAAUGCUAGAGAUCUUUCAUUAUUUCCUCUUAUAUAAAUUAGAUUGAAAGUAUAAUUUUAAAAGCCUUUAAAACUCAUGUCUAACAUGAUUUAAAUAUUUAGUAUUUCUCUUGUCAACAAACAAUUUAUUGUACAAUUAUACUGUUUAUUAUUCAUUGUUUUGUAUGUUUCAGUAGCAGUGUUUCAUCAGUGUAAAAAUGUUCAUUUAAUUUACUUGACAUUCUGACUAUUACUAUUAAUCAGUUUUACAAAUGCAUGUUUGGCUGUUCUAAAAUUAAUGUUUAUUUUGAAAUUAUUAUGUUUUAUAUUGUUUCUAUUAUGAUUGAGUUAAUAAACCAGAUGUAUUUUGAAAAAAUUAUUUUAAAACAAUUUUCUCGUAAAUAAUGCAUUUUACUUUCUCAUCCUCCGAAUAUAUUCAAAUUAGUUAAAUAUUUUGUUUAUUCAUUAAAAUUAAUUCAGCAUGAUGCAAAAAGUUUUUAAUCUGUUUUAUAGGGAUUUAUACUGAAAUUAGUAAUAGUUUGAAUAUCUGGUUUGCCAUAAAUACCCUUCAGUACAUAGGCAUAAUCAAUCUAAUCACUAUUUGUCUUAUUUAGCCUUGGAAAUGAAAUAAAUCUUGGUUACUGCAUUUUAUGAUUUUUCAGAAACAGAUCUGCUUUUAUUGUUCUUUAGCUUCUGUUAACAAAGAAGCUGUAAAUUUUUAUCAGCCUAUAUAUAUGUGUCCCUAUAUCAUCAAUGUAGAAAGAAUGAUUUACUGAUGAUCGGUAGCAUAGAUUUCAGUGGCAGAUUUAGCACUUGUAAAUUUUCUGACGAUGUGCAGCUACAUUUUGAAGCAUUACUUCAUUCAUCGUCAAGAUUUUCAACAUUGUUGUAGAGAAUUAACGUGAUGCUUAACUUGGGGAAAAAUUUCUUAAUUAAGUAAUGUUCCAGAUUUUGUUUAAUUUGAUGCUAUCGUCUAGUGAUUACUGAAUUUUAGAGAUUAUUAUUACCAGUUGUGUGGAAUUAGUAAUUUUGUUUCCUUUUUGUUUCCCAUGUUUUGUAGUUAUAUAGUAAAUCUAAAAGUUGUAUCACCAUUUUAACAAAACAUUUGUUGGUGUAAAUUUCUUACUGAAACUUUGCAGCUGAGUAUUUGCUCUGUUACUUAUAUGAGUAAGACAGCAGAAAUACUACAAUAUAAUUUGUUAUAGUUUUAUUCUUCUCAUAAACUAUUUUAUUGUACAUUAUUAUAAAGUAAAAGGAAACUAUUAAUUAGUUUGAUACCUGUGAUAAAAUUUAUAAUUUUUUGAAUGUAGUGUUUGAUAAAUUUGAUAACAGCUGCAUUCAUAAACAACUUUCUGUCAUUAAAUUUUUUUCAUUUAUAAUAUUGAAUCUUUUUUUUUAAGCAGACUCCUUUAGAAGGUAUAUAAAAAUAAAUUACAUAAAAAUUUCCUUAAAAUAACAUUAUUAGGUGGUAUAUUAAAAACAUCAAAAAGUUCGUUUUUAGUUUCUUCAGAAUUUUAAAAGAAUGAAAUAUGGGAAGGUCAGCCUUCUUAAUAUUCUUACAAAAGUUUUUACUUCAUUUUUAUUGUACAUAUUUAGCCAGAUAUGCUUUAAUUUUAAUACAAGAAAAAACAGACUAACAACAACAUCUUUAGAUAUUUCUUUACACAUAAUGUUUGAUACUAAUCGUAUACCUUCUUCAUUAGUCACCAGUUUUGCCUUUGGUAAGCUGUGAUGUUGUUUUAAUAGUAAGUGAAUUUCAUUUAUGCGAGGGAAAAGACUGGUAACUGCUGCACAAUCAGGUGCCAAUUAUAUAUAUCUCCUAGUUUUAAAUAUUGAUUACAUCACUUGGUUACAAAACAUUUUCUCUUCAUGCAGAGCAUAUGUUUUUUUCUAAAAUAUUUUGGCAAGUCAGUUUGGCUGUACUACAAGAAAGUUUGUGCCAUAGUUCAUAAAUAUACCUCUACUCGCUAACAUCAAGCAAGGAAAAAAAAACUUAAAAUAUUUGUAAGCAUAUUUACGUCAUAGAAUUGAUAAGUGUUCUAAAUUUAGCUGAAAAGAUGGUAAAAAAUUAGUAGAGUGUAUUAUCAUUGUGAUUGAAAAUAGUUUUUCUUCUAUGUGAAAACUUGUUAUUUAGCUAGCAAUUUGCUAAUUUUACAUUCGCGAAAUCUAAAAUCGCGCUUACAGUUAAUGGAAGUUUCAGAAUAUGUAUAGAUCUAGGAGAAAUUUGUGUGCAUUCUUUAAACAUAUUAUGAGUGCUACAGAAUUCAGCUUAAAAACUUAGAUUAGUUUCAUGCAAGAGUUUACUACUUUAGAUUAGUUUCAUCCAAUAUUUGCUAUAUCUUCUUUUAAUGAAAUUUUAUUGCAUUAUUAAAAUAUACAAUUUUUCUUAAUUUUACUAAGGUAGAUAAAUUUUUCAUUCUUGUAAUGCUACACAAAUUAAACAUAAAUAUUAAGAAGAAAUAUGUUGGUAGGUGCUUUUUAUACUAAGGGGCAAGUUAAAGCUUUAAAUUAUUGAACAUGUCUGGCAUAUUAUUAUAAAAUAUCUCCCAUUAUGUAUGUUUGCAGAAUAAUGUCUGUAAAAAAGAAUAAAUUCACUUUCUUUAUGUUGUUUAUAGCACUAUUACAUUUAUUCUUUAAACAAAUUUAUGUAUAUUUGCAAAAAAGACAUGUGUGUGUUUUUGUCUGUUCCUUAAUGUAGCAGAUUUUCAACCAAAUAAAAAUAUUUCUAUAAUUAGGUAAUUUUUCCUAGGCAUAAAACCAGUAUUUUGUAAAUGAUUUGCAAUAAGUGCACUACAUUCUUAUAUUAACAAUAACGUUGUUGAAUUUGUGUAACAAAUACUUUAUGUAACCUCAAGAUGUAGAAUUAGUAAUUAUCCUAAAGAACUUCAUCACCUAAUUUUGACAUUUGAAUAUAAUUAUCUCAAAAGAGUACCGUAGUUUAAAAAUAGCAGAACAAACUAGAAAGCUUUAUGUAUGUACUACUGAGAAAUACAAGAGUAUAUUAAACUUUUUUAUGUAUAACCAUCAGUGUGUUAUUGCAGUUUAUUUUGUUGUACUUUAGUUUUCAGAUACAAUUGAGCAAUAAAACAGACUAUUAGUCAUUGGGAACUGUCUCAAAUGUUAGCAUAUAUAUACAUAAAAAGAAUGAAUGUUGUAUUCCAUUUUGUGAAUAUCUGAUGUGUAAAUAUUAAACAAUGAAUGCUAAUGACGUCUGUACCUCUAAAGCUGUUUAUUCAGUUAUUUUAAUAUUGGAAUACUCAUGAAAGAAAAAUAUAUAGCUAAACAAUCAUUGAAAAAAACAUAACAAAUUGUUUAAUUUGAUCCUCUCAGUAGAGUGCAAAUUUUUAUAAUCAUAGCUCAAAGAAAUUAAAUAAUCAGUAAAAUAUAAAUGUGUAAUUUCUCUUUAAUUCUUUUUUGUUUUCUUGUUCUUUUAAAUCCUGUCAUCAGCAUUAAAAGAAGAGUUAUUUAUCAUCAGCACUAAAAGAAGAGUUAUUAUAUUUGCUAAUUCAGUUAUUAUAUCUGUUGUAUUUGUGCAUCACCAACUAAUGUAGAUGUAGAUGAAAAGCUUUGAUAAUUAGCGUUAUAAUAAUUUAAAAGUAUCCUGCAUAUACAUACUUUUACAUAACUAACAUGCACAAAUAUUCCACCUGUUACUUUUAUGAUUUCUUUAAUACAUAAAUGCCUUUGCAAAUAUUUUUCAAAGAUAACAUACCUGAUCGAAGUCAGAUAUUUAUCAAUUCUAAUUCUUAGAUAAUUAUUGUAUGUAUUAAAUAAUCCCUUAUAGGAUCUCUGUGUUCUUUUUUCUUUGCAUUCUGUAUAUUCUAUUAAAAAAUAUGAAUUAUAGUAAUCUAUUCAAAAUUUCUUAGCAAUUUAGAAGGCUAAUACAAAUUUAAAGUGUUUUUCAUUUUAAAGAAUAAUUCUUUCCAUGUGAUUUUGAAAGAGUUACAUUAGUAGGAUAUUCAAAAUUUAAAAUUACCAAUUAUUAAACUGCUGAAAAAAUGAUUUCAAUCUUUUAAAAGUCACAUUUAACAUUCUGUGCUAACUUAUAGUAAUUAACACAAAUUUACCAAUUUAUUUAUUGUUAUUUUUUUUUUAAAUAUCUUGAUAUCAUAUAUUACAUUGGUACGUUUUUAUGUUUAAUAUUUCUGCCACAUAACAUCUUUAGUAUUGUGAAACUUCUUUUGUGUGUAAUUAAGCAGCCAGAUGGCUUAGUUUUCUUUUUUAAACAGCAGGUAAGUUUAAAUAUAUAUGCCUGAUUAAUUUCAGUAUGAAUUAUUUUAGAGUAUUAUGGUUGUGUAUUCAAAAUAAAUUUUAAAUGUAUCAAGUCAUUAAAGUUUAAUGUAUGAGUUUAUCAAGUUUUAAAUAUAUGAGUACUUCAAAUGGAAAUAAUUUAAUUUAAAAAAAUUUUGUUUCAGAUAGUAAAAAAAUUUUGAACAAAGUCAGAAUUUUACAAUUAUUUCAAAAUUCAUAAAAUUCUAUAAUUGAUGAUACAAUAUUUGUUAUGAAAAUAAGUAUCGGUCAAUCUGCUUAAUGUGUUUGAGCUGUAUUUUUAAGAAUUAAAAUUUUCUUCGAAGUAUUAAAAAUAUAUAUAUUAAAACUAUAAAGGUUACUUUUUUAUGUUUGAUUUUACCCAUAUUACAAUAGUUUGAAACCAUCAAAACAUUUUAAAACUUAAAAACAUUAGAAUUACCUUCAGGUAAUAUCUGCUUUACAGGUACAGAUACAUUACCCAGUCCAGUAAAAACAUUUUUUGAAUUUCCUUAGAAGCUAUGCAAAAACUGAACUGGGUAAUAAUAUCCAUUAGAAGUGAUAUUUGUAACAAAUGCUUCAAGUAUAUUUUUAAAGUAGUGUAUCUGGUUUUUGAAUAUUUCUUAAUGCUGCACUUUACUGUUACAUUUAGCAACUGCGGGCAUUGUGAUUAUGCUUUCUUAGAUACUUAUGUGACUGUUAGAAUUUAUACACUUUUGUUAGAAUGUAUGAACAUGUCCUAUGUAUUGUAAAGCAACAGAUACUCAUAAUUAAUUUCACAUUAAAUUAAUGUAAAUUAUGACAGAUACAGAAAUGCAUGUAAUUGAUUUUUUGCCAUAAAAUAUAGAUUUCAUAUUUAAAUAUUACUAGAAAGUGAUGAUACCAGAAACUGUAAAUCAGGUAUUGAAAGCCUUACAAAAAAUCAUCAUGAUGCAGUGUGUCAUAUGCUUUGCUAUUCAAUUUCAUAAUAAUAGUGAUAUCUAGUUUUUUAACGAACUUUUUUUAAUAAAAUUGCUUAAUUUUAGUAAUGUGACAGCUUCAUUAAUAUGUUUCAUUAAAAAAAAAAUAUGCAAAACUGCUGUUAUAUAUUUAGGAAAUCAGCAAAAUUAUUACUGAAGUAGUUCAUUGUAUAAUUAUAUAAAUACCUUAUGGCUUUAAAAUCCAUUUUAUGUCACACACAGUGCACAUAAUUUUGCAGUCACUGCACGUCUGAUGAACACUUCAAAAAAGUUAUUUCCUGAAGUCACAGUCCAUUUGCUGUUAUUGUACUCUUUAUACAAACCAAUUGUAUUUGGCAAAGAAUUAUAAUAAAGUUGCUAAAUUGUGCAGUU